This is a messenger RNA of Closterium sp. Yama58-4, 1512 nucleotides long. Lineage: Eukaryota; Viridiplantae; Streptophyta; Zygnematophyceae; Desmidiales; Closteriaceae. The record is from the annotation of a GenBank genome assembly.
AUGGCUGGGGGGGAGGAGGGCGGUACGGCUGCGCUGCAUGGGGAAUCACGCGAGGCUGAUGCUAUAAAUGCUGGUGGUGGUGUUGGUGGUGGCGAUGAUGUUGGCGAGUCUGCUGGUUCUGGCACAUUAAGUUCUGGUACUGCUGCGACUGACACUAGUGGGGAAAGGGCUGGUAGUAGCAGCAGCAGCAGUGGUGCUGGCAGUGCUAGUGCGGCUACAGGUGCUGCUGCUGCUGCUGAUGAUGCUGAUGCGGAUGGGGAUGAUGAUGAUGAUGAUGAUGCUUCGGGUGCUGGUGCAGCUGAUGGCGCUGCUGUUGUUCAUCUAACAGCUACCGGUGGUAGUAUUAGCAGCAGUAGUGGGUCUGACUUGCAGGGAAUGAAUCGUGGGCGAGAAGAGGGUGAAGGAAGAGAUGAGGCGAGAGAUGGGGAGAGCGAGAGAGAGGGGUACAGCAGACAGCAGCAGGUGAGUGGGGAUGAGGUGGGAGGUGGAGGGGUGGCGGAAGGGGGAGUUAAGGGAGGGGCGGAUAGUUUGGGGGAGGGUGGUGGAAACGGGGGGGCAGCAGCGAAUGGGGGAUUGGGGGAGGGAGGAAUAGGUGAGGUCGCAGCAGGGUAUGGUGCAGAAGGGGAGGGGCGAACAGGCUUGGGGGAAAGAGUGGAUGGAGAGAGAGGUGGGGAAGUAGGAGACAGCAGAGGAGAGGAUCAACCAGCCAGGGGAGCGGAGGAAGGAAUGGAAGAGGGGACAGGGAAUGCUGAUGGAUUGGCUGCUGCUGGCCGGACAGAACAGGUGGACCAGGAGGGAAUCAGGGAAAGAGCAGGAGGAACUGAGGGAACAGCAGGAACAGAGGGGAGAGACGUAGGCAUGGAUGGAGCUGGUAGUGCUGCUGCUGGGGAAAGAGGCGGAGGGGAUGCGACAGAGCGGGUGCAAGAGGAGGAGCUGAGGGGGAGUGACAGGGAGAGGGCCUAUGCGAUGGGUCUGCUUUCAAACAGGGCGGAGCAGAGGGAUAGCAGGGAGAGCAGAAGGGAGGAGGUUCAAGUGCAAGAGGGCUCUGGGGGGAGAGUAGCCGGAGGCAUGGGAGAGGAGGAGGGGGUGGGGAGAGGAGGUGAGGGAGGUGGGAGGGAGGUUGCAAACCCUGCACAACUGUUCUACGAGCAGCAGAUGCAGAGGGAGCAGGAGGAUGCGGCGCACAGGAUGGGGUACAAUGGCGAGAGGGAAGCAGAGGGACGGGACACAGAUGGCACAGCAGCAAGCAAGGAUAUGCAGCAGACAGGAGGGGCAGAGGCAGGUACGGAACAGAGAGGGGUGGGAGGAGCGGAGAGCAGGGGGCGUCGUGAGGAGGAGGAGGACGAGGGGGAUGAAGGGCUGGGGGUGGUUGUGCAGGCUGGGGCGGAUAGGGAGGGACAGGGGCAGGGCGUGCAGCGGGCGUUGCUGGGAGUGAGUUCCGAGGGAGGUGCAAGGGAUAGGGCGGCAGCAGCAGCAGUGCAUCAUGGUCAACAACAGCAACUCUCACGUUAA